Messenger RNA from Astrephomene gubernaculifera, 4544 nucleotides. The record is from the annotation of a GenBank genome assembly. Lineage: Eukaryota; Viridiplantae; Chlorophyta; Chlorophyceae; Chlamydomonadales; Astrephomenaceae.
CGGUAAUACGCAUACUAAGAAUGUACAGUACCACUUUUCACUACUAUCUGCUUUGUACUUAUAUCGGCCGACGUGCGAGUUCAGCAGUUCACAGUCUGUCCAUUCACAGCUGAGUUCUUUGUGCACUUAGCCAUUCAAUACUUCUACACGGGUUGCCUCCAUUUUUGAGUUUACCAGCUACGGUGGGGACCCGAGCCGGGGACGUCGCUCGGCCAGACAUGCAAACCCAGGUCCUCAGCAGAGCGCUCAACACGCACAACUACAAAAAGGAUGUUGUGGAAACAGGCGGCGGUCGCGACAAGAACCCAUCCAAUAUCCUUGGAAAGGCUCAAGACUCCCUGUUUUCCUCUAAAACAGGCCUUCGCCUCUUUCGCGGAGGUUCGCAGCAUGACAUUGGCGCCCUCACAGCAGCCGAUGAAACUGAAACACUCGACCUCCGGGAUCCCAGCUGGACCAACAGCAACAACCUAACUAACAACAGCAACCUCAUCAGAGCCAGCGCCAAUAGCAGCAGCAGCAUGGGCCUGGGCCCCAUGCUCGGCGGCGCUGCGGCCAGCGGCGGCUCCUUCCUAGCCAUCGGCGGCGGCGGCGGCGGGUCCCCUGCUGCUGCCGCCGCCGGCAGUACUGCUGCUGGCGGGGGCGGCGCUGCAGCAGCUGAGAGCAGCCUGCGUGUGGGCAAGGUCCGGCGGUCCAGCAUGACCACCUACACCAUCAACUUGGGAGGAGGCAUGGGGGGACAGGUGGAGAGGGAGGUCCGGCGACUAGCGGGCCUCAACGCCUUCGCGCGCCCCAGCCAAGCGGAGGUACCAGUUGCCCACGCCACCUCCUUCGAUGAAGUGCAGGAGAUGGGCGCGGACAGCCUGCACGGCGCCAGCAGCAUCGGCGACGAGUGCAACGGCCUGGCAGACGGCGGCGGCUACGGUGCUGGCGGCGGCGCCGCUGCCGCCACUGGCCGUGGCGGCGCCGGCGGCGGCGCAGCGCGACAGGCGUUUGGAAGCCCCCAUGGGAGCAGCCUCCUGAGCGAUCCUGUGAACCCGGACAGCAGCACUGGUGGUGGAGGAGGUGGUGGUGGGUGCGGGAGUAGCAGCAGUACAGGUGUGGUGGUGAGUCUUGUCGCGCGCAGGAGCAGUGUCGGCAGCAGCGUCGGCGGCGGGGGUUACGGCAGCAGUGGCGGCGCAGGCGGCGGCGACGCGGGCGCGACGUCAAUGGAGAUCUGUGAUUUUGAGCAUCCUGCCAGUCCGAGGUCGCCCGCACCGCUGCCCAGUGUAGAGCUCCGAACGCAGCGACUGAAUCGGCUUCCGUCGUCAACCCAUAUCAGCCUUGGCGGCGCUGGCGCUGGCGGCGGCGGCGGAAACGGCAGUCCGACGGCGCUGCAAGGAGGAGGUUUGGGCCUGAUGCGCGACAGGAAAGGAGGGGCUUUCGGCGGCGGGGCGCCGCUGCGCGCCGUGUCGACGGAUUGCGGCAUUGGCGGCGGCGGCAGCGGUCUGACGUCACCCUCAGUGGCGGCGACGGCGGCGGCAAGUACGACAGCAGGGGGCUCUGCGAGCAGUUUGCCGAAGCUGCCGUUACUACAGAUGGGCGCCGGGCCUAGUCGGGCUUCAUCGUCUAACGUGACGGUACCCCCGUCCAACGGUUCCGCAAGUCCCCUCACUCACCUCAGCCCGCUGUCGGGCGUUAUGGCAGCUGCUGUCGCGGCCGCGGCCGCGGGCUCGGACUCCCGCUCAAAUAGCGGCAGGUUGGUGCUGCCCCCCAGCAUUGAGACCCGUGGGUCGGGCCCGUUGGAGCCCAUCACUGCAUUGGGUGCCGUUGGUGGCGGCGGCGCAGCUGAUGUCAGCUCAGGCAUCAUCAUUGGAGGCGGUGGCGGCGGCGCCGUGGGUACGGGGGCCGGCGGCGGCGGACGGUGGUUCCAACAGGAAGCGGAAGACCUGCAUGAUAUGUUGUACGGCAGCGGCGCCGUCAGCGGCGGCGUCGGCGGAAGCGGAAACGCCGUGGAUGAGACACUUCUCAGCCUCAUGUCAGCGUCCUCCUCAACCGCUCUCGCCGCUUCCGGCCCAACCGCCACAACCACCGCAGUAACAACCGCCUUCUCUCGGGGUCUUACGGCGGCGAGCAACGUCGACGAGGUAGUUGACGUUGGCGUUGACGAUGACGUCACCACCACCACCACUGAGGUGACGCCCAUCGGCGGCGGCGACACCUCCGCCGCCGCCGCCGCCGCCUUCUCCCUGCCCCGCCUUUCGGACCUGCUCCCCGAGAAAGCUGCAGCGACGUUGCAGGAGUUGCGGAGGUUCCAGGCGACGUUGGAUGACCAUGUGGCACGGGAGAGGCAGGCCAUGGCGGCGGGGAGGGUGCGGAGGACGAGUGUGCUGGAGGAUGCUGUUGGGUCACACCAGCCGAGGUGGCAGUCGGCGUAUAACUCGGACGUGUCGCUCAACGGCAAACUAGCUCUGGUGGACGCCGUACGACGCACGGAGCCGCCGCCUCCCGCUGACCGCAGUAACGCCCACCUGAGCAAGCUGUCCAAGGACGGUCGGGCGGCAGCCGGGCAAGGCGGCGGCGGGGGUGGCGGCGGGCGCAGCAGCAGCAGCGGCGGCGGGGGUCUCCUCAGCGGUGGUGGUGGUGGUAGUGGUGGUGGGGUGCUUCCAGCUGCGGCGGCGGUGUCACCCGUUGUUGCGCGAGCUAGGCGCCUGUCGACAGUGACAGCGGCGUGAUUUGAGCAGCCUGCAUUGCAUAAAGCAGGAGGCAGCAGGGUGUAUGUGGCAGCAGGAUAUGCGCCGAAGGAAGGGGUUGCAUGUGCGGAAGAAGGUGAACCGGGAGCAAUGGAAGCACCUUGUUAGGCUUCUCCGCACGAGGCUAAGAGGAGUGUUUGAAUGGAUUGGAUUGGAUGUGCAUGCAUGCAGCGGGAGGCUUCUGGUUCGCGCGCCCUGCCUGGUUCAAUCAAUCUGGGGUUUGUCCUUCUUCGUUUUAGCGUACCCUAACGCUGGUGAUGUGGAUGAUUACCAAGGUGCCAAAAGCCCGGAACAGGCUGGGGAUGAGGGCAUUAAUUCUACUGAGAAAAAAAAGCGGAGGAGUUAUUGAAGCAAAGGUGAAGAGGUUAAUUAACUAUAAGAGGGGGAAACGCGGAGCUAUGGUAAAUUCAGAAGCAUGUGCUUGACAAAGGGUUGUGUCACGUUCAACAUUUAUGGGUUGCUUGGGCUAAUGGAAAUGGCUUGGGCUAAUGGAAUUAUGGAAUUAUGGAAUUUUUGGGUAAAAGCUAGCACCCCAGGCGAACUGGGCGUUUUGCUGUUCAGGGGGUACCCCUGCUGAGACCGUAUGCAUCCUUUUGCUUGUGAGGUUAGGGGUUGGACGAACCACCGGUUUGGGUUCGGUCGCGGUUGUUUGUGAAGCGCUGGUGCAAAGCACACAUUACAUUCGUGUGCUUGCUUGGGUGGCGUAAGUGUUCCAAUAACGGUAUGCAACUGCCAAACAGGAGGGAGUGAUGGUGCCGCGGAGAUAGACACGCGUGUGUGUGUGUUUUUGUGUGCUGCUGGCCCUGCUUGAACUUGCAUCCUCGAUGAAUCGGCUUGUGCACUAACAACAACGCAAAGGAAGCAAGAAGUCCUUGUCAGUUGUAUAUCUGGUUUAACCUGGUUAUUUGUUUAUGACUGGUUUAUUUGCCCUGCCACCGGAGGUACCUAGCGUCUUGUGGUUGUUAACGGUAGGUGUUCGUGACAUGAAGCAGCGCCCAAGGAUUGAUCACGAGACAUGGGCGGUGUGUUUAGAAAAUCUGGUCGCUAGUCGGGACGUAUUGCUGUGAUUGCCCGAAGAUGCGGUGUACGAUUGAUGCUUGAGAUGCUGCUUGAUUGCGCUGGGCGAACUGAUCACUUUCGCCACUUAACAUUUGCACUUUAUGUGAUGUGAUGAGAGAACUACCAUAAAAAAGGUAAGAGAGGUGUAUCCGCGCGGCACCUGGCGGCAUGCCUACCGGUGCUUGUAUGAAAAGUAGCAUUGAGUAUUCAUUGUUGUGUUUGAAGCCUCCCGUGAUGACUGUGGAUGGACAACAACGGGCGGAUUGAGGAGAAGGGGAGGUGGGGUAAACUGUUAAGAUUCCCGCCGUGGUUUGGUGGAAGAGUAUUGGUGACGUAUUAAUUGAUGGUGCCCGGACGAGGACUUGACGAGACCCGAGCCGAGGGGAAGGGAGGUGGGGGAAGGGCUAGGGAGCAGCAGGGGAGGGCGUAAUAAGGAGGGGGUUUCAUUGCACCCUGUUUUCUCUGUAAGAUGUUUCUGGGGAUGUGUUUGUGUUUGUGUGUGUGGAGGGGGAGGCGGUGUGCGGGAAGAGAUAGAUAGGACUUGGAAGCGUGGCAGAACCCCAUAUAUACCAGAACCCGUGAUACAUUGGGUUAAUUGGUAGUGCGCGUUCUCGCCUGAAAUGGUGUUGGGUUUUGUUUUCCUCUUGCUUGCUUGGCUGUUGGCUAUCACGUCCGCCCGCUUCCGUCCUAACAGUGCACUAAACUGCGUGAUUGCUGGAGGGCCCGGUGCAUCGUAGGCUGUAAUAAUCAACCUCG